Klebsormidium nitens is the source of this 4461-nucleotide messenger RNA. The record is from the annotation of a GenBank genome assembly. Lineage: Eukaryota; Viridiplantae; Streptophyta; Klebsormidiophyceae; Klebsormidiales; Klebsormidiaceae.
AUGGCGCCUUUGGAGGAUCCUGCGGAGCUAGCGGAGGCCGCUCACCAAACGGGGGAGCAGUUUGCCAGUGUGGUGGAAGGGGGCGCCGAGGGUAUCGCAAACUCAGGAAAGGCAAUUGCAGGGGCAGCGGCUGCAGCGGGCGUUCUUGCGGGACAGAUCGGCAAGGUGGUCGGAAAAACCACAUCUCUAGUUAGAGACGCUUACGGACCCGACGUUGAGGAUCAGAUCAGUAAUUACCAGCACGAUGACCCCGUGAAUGUCCUGGAACAGAUCGAGGGUGCGGUUGGGCUUGCGAAAGGCGAUGUGGAUUUGGAAGGGUUUAGGGAGAAGCUCGCUGACGUCAUUGAUGAGGUCAGCGAUGAGGUGAAGCUGGCGGCGAGCCAGGCGGGCUUGGCGGCGGUCGCUGCAGCUGGGGCGGCUCUCAACCGGGACGAAAAGGAAACUCCGAAAGCCUACGCUUGCGCCGUGGUUGAAGAACCAAAGAAAUGGGCGGUGGGGAGUGCGACAGCAGGUUCAUCUAAAGCCCCAACAAAGCAACAAGCAGAGCCGUCUGAGACUGGUCUGCCUGCGGGGGAGGACAAGAAUGCGAGAAAGAUUGAGGGCCUGGUGGCGUCGCAGUUGAAGCUGGAGGUUUCGGAAGCGGGACCGGUGUUAGAUGCAGAACGAGGCGUGGACAAAGAAGGAGCUGCGGUGGUGGUUGUGGACGCACUGAAAGAGCGGCUGGCCGACUUCGCGGGUGGCGUCGAGGAGGAGAUUAAGAGGAAGCAAGCGGAGCGAGAUGCAGAAAAGCAGAGAGAAAGGGAUUCGGAAGAGAAAAGCAGAGAGCAUGAGGAGAGGCAUCGCGACCAGAAACCCAUCGUCCGGGGGGGUCAUUCUGUGGGGGAAAACGGGGGAGGGAGACCGAACCGGGGCGGGUUGCAGAGACAGAUAGGGGCGACUAAAGUGCGGGUUGGCCGGGAGCGGCACAUCCCUGUGAACAAGGCGGAUUUGAUUCCAGCGAUGCGGGACUUGUUUGAGGACGAAAGGGAUGCGGCCGGGUUUGUGGCGGUGUGUACGUCAGUGGAGUCGAUCUUGCAUGCAGAGCACCAGGUUAUUAUGGAAGAGCUGCGCGCCGACUACGCCCUCACCCACACAGAGGAGAGCGAUGACGAUGCUGACGUCAGCAACCAGGCGGGAACGCUCGCCGCGGGAAGCUCCGCCCGGAGAGGGUCUGAGUCAGACGACGACCGGAAGUCUCUGGCAGCCAAAAGCGGCACUCUUUCCGAGGACGAAUCCACUGAGGCGGGGCUGGGAAAAGUCUCGUCCAAAAUACUGCAAAAGCUGCUCGGGUCACGGGAGAAGAAACGGGCAGCCCGGAAAGCGAUUGGCAAAGUCAAGAAGGCUGUGAGUGGGGACGAAGACGGUUCCAGCGACGAAUCCGGAGGGAACGGGGCGGGCCGGGUCGGAAAGAUUGUAUUAUCGGAGCCGGGAAGGGGAUCCCUCGUUCAGUCGAAGUUUAGUGACGUGGCAGACGAGGGGAAAGCGCGCCGCAGCGUGAGGGACGACGCGAGCGAGCGGUUCGAGACGAACGUGCUGGAGAUCCUCAGCCGCGGCCAGUUCGAGGCGCUGACGUCAGCGGACCUGGAGCUGACGGCGGCGCUGAACGAGGACUACCUGCUGACGCUGCCGAUCAACGUGGACUGGAAGAGCUCGUCGAAGGAGGCCAUCAUUUUUCGGCGCGGCUAUUCCGUGGAGCGCGAGAGCGGGCGCAUGACUGGCCCCAAGACGGACUACCUCCAGUCGGUGUUCCUGCAGAGCCUCUUCCAGGGCGCGGUGCGCCCGCUGUACGAAGUCGGCACCAAGAUCCGGAAGACGUACCAGGCGGUGUCGAACGAUAAGAACAUUCGGCCGGUGCUACGCAAGGUCGAGCGGUGGCUGGGAGAGCCGCUGCCGGUGGAAGGAGAGGGCGAAGGAGAGGGCGAGAUUGCGGGCCCCGCCGUUACCGAGGCCCGGAACGGCCCUGUCACGGUCCCCCGUUACGAGGCCUUCCUUUCAUCGGCUGGCUCCCGGGGUUUGCUCAUCAAGAAGUUGCUCAUCAGCCUGGGCCUUGUUCCGGAGGAGAGGGACAAGCUGGCGGACUUAGCGGAGGAGAUUGCGAGGCGAGAAGCGGAGCUCAGCCCCCGUUACGUCAGCCGCGUCUCGAUGCAAGACGUCUUCCGCCCGUCCCUGGAGAAUGUCUCUGGGGGCAGCCUCUGGGACCGGGUUAAGGCGUCCGCCGGGGUUAUGUUCGCCCAAACCACCCUUCUCGAGCCCGCUUACCGGGAGAUGGUUAUCUUGUACACGCCAAAACCCUCGGACAGCAAACCCACUCUCUGGCAACGCUGGGUCCGGCGUCCGAAAAACGCGCUGCAGCGGCGGUUUAGGAGGGAGGUCGCCGAGGGGGGGUCGGAUGACGGGCAGGAUGAAGGGGGGGAAGUGGGGGACGAGGGGAAGUUGCAGCUGAACAUGUAUAAGGACAUUCCGAUCCCGGAGCUGAAGGUGGUGUUCCCGGACAAGAAGCUGUCGUACCGGCUGCUAGACACGGUUCGGCUUGACUUAACCACCAUCUUGGGUAUACUCGCCUUCGGGCUGCAAUACCGCUUCGACGACCUCAACUCCAUCUCCAACUUCAUCUUGGACGCGAUUGCCUUCGCCUCCCUGUCCUACUUCCUGUUCCGGACGUCUCUCUCGUACGCUCGCACCUUUGACCGAUACCGGCUGCUCGUGAACAAGACCCUGUACGAGAAGACGCUGGCCAGCGGCUUCGGUGUGAUCCACUUCAUCGUGGACGCCAGCGAGGACCAGCAGUUCAAGGAGGCGGCGCUCGCAUACGGCCUCCUAUUGAAGGCCGACACGUGGCAGACGCAGCAGGGACUGGCGCGGGACUGCGUGGCAUUUUUGGAGCAGAGAUGCGGCGCGCAGAUUCUCAUGCCCGUGGACCGGGCGCUCGAGACGUUAAUCCGCUUGGGACUGGCGGAAUCCACCACGAAAGGCGACCUGAAGCGGGCGGUCAGCAGCGGAAGGUCGCCGGAGACUGCGGACGACGGCCUGGGUGCAAGUCGACAGACGCCGAACGGUUCGUCAAUCUCGGAAGAAGCGGAAAGAGAGGCUGGGCGGGACGCCGAAACUUUGCAAUUCGACCAAGGGCUUUCGUUUGGGGAAGAGAGGGAAGGGGAGAAAAGAAAAGCGGAAGUGGAGACUGAGAACCUGCAAAUGAACGGAACGGGGUCGGAGAAGAACGGGGUGUCGACAGUUGCGGAAGCGGAACGAGGCUCGAAGAGCAGAACGGAAGAGCGAACCAGGACUCCGGGACAGGCCGCAUCAGCGGAAUCCGUGCAGGUUGAUCGGAACGCACGGGCGGAAAGCUCGGACGGUCUAGCAAAUGCGCGAUCGAGGGGUUUGGAGGCGCAGGCGGAUUCGGACGGGCGGACGGAAAGGACGGAAAGCUUGGACGGGCGGGCGGAACGAACGGAAGAAGGGACGGCGGAACGGAGCGGAAAGGACGGGGAGCUUGUCUACCGGGCGAUUCGGACAGGGGAAGCGAUGCCCGGGUUAGAGCGGCGCUGGCUGGGGCUGCUGAUGCGGCCGUCGGUGUGGGCACUCAAUAAGGAGACGCACUGAGCGGAACGGUAGCGGAAGCGGAAGCGGAAGCGGAUCUGGGCUGGGUUGAAACGGGAAUGGAAGUUUGCGAAGUGACGAGCAAGGGGUAAUGCAGGAUGCGUGAGUCUGGGGAUUUUUUGGCCCGAGACCAUGGCUGAUGGAUCGGUUUCUUCAGACUCUCUCAAUGUGGGGUAUUGUGGGCCGACCGCCAAAUCUCGUUGGUGAACGUUAUUCUGGUGAGAGGAGUACUCGAGUACUUGGCAGCUCUUGGGGAAGAGAUCCGCCGGAAGUGUCCGGUUGUGAAGUGACUUUCUGCGUCUGAGCCGGAUUGCAUCGAAGUCAGGAAACGCACGCUAUUGGGUUCUUGAAAGUAAUAAAAGUCAACAAUUGCAUCUUGAUUCUAGAUAGAUUUAGCAUCAUACCGCCCUAGGCUGACGCGCAUAGACUAGCGACCGUUAUUGAGAUAGGGAUAAGGUUAAGGAACGGUGUUUCAACUUUUAUAGCUCCCGGAAUUUGUUUGGGCGCCCGUUAGUCAGCGCCAAUUUGACACUGUUGUCUUAGCUUUUAGGUAUAGAUGCUUACUUUAAGAAUCGGUUAGCAAUUUAUGACCGUUGGUUAGUUGUACCUCCAGACACUGGACAUUUGUCCAACUAGGACAGCGGCACCAGGCAUGAGCAUAUGUAGUUAGUAGAGAAGAUUUAAACGUCUUCGCUGCUUCCCUUACGAGUUGCGGUCUUUCCAUCCCGCAAGCCAGCCUGAGCCAGGCUGUUCAAUCCCAUUCAGUCCGAUGAUCGCUUUAAUGCAGGUUGCAUUAAACCUUUAGUAAGUUCACAUAUAGCUAGC